Messenger RNA from Punica granatum (pomegranate), 906 nucleotides. The record is from RefSeq and is a predicted model, not a curated record. NCBI's taxonomy places the organism in Eukaryota, Viridiplantae, Streptophyta, Magnoliopsida, Myrtales, Lythraceae.
UUUCAAAGUUCAAACCCAUUGGAAACUUCCAUUUCCCUCUUCUUCUCCGCGCCCACACACAGAGAGAUUACUAUCCGCAGAGAGAUUCUCUCGGACGGAGCAAAGGCGGAGUGGGUGAUGAUGGCGAGGAGAGCGGAGGAGGACUAUGAGUACCUGUUCAAGGCGGUGCUGAUCGGCGACUCCGGCGUCGGAAAAUCCAACCUUCUCUCCCGCUUCACUCGCGACGAGUUCUGCUUCGAGUCCAAGUCCACCAUCGGCGUUGAGUUCGCCACUCGCACCCUCCAAGUUGAGGGGAAAUGUGUGAAAGCUCAGAUAUGGGAUACGGCAGGGCAGGAGCGUUACCGGGCGAUCACCAGCGCAUACUACAGGGGAGCCCUUGGAGCGCUCCUGGUGUUCGAUGUAACGAAGCCCAAGUCCUUUGAGAAUGUGAACCGGUGGCUCAAGGAGCUGAGGGAUCAUGCAGACUCCAACAUUGUGAUCAUGCUGAUCGGGAACAAAACUGACCUGAAGCACCUAAGGGCUGUCUCCACCGAUGAUGCCCAGAGCUAUGCUGAGAGGGAAGGGCUAUCAUUCAUUGAGACGUCGGCCCUCGAGGCGACCAAUGUUGAGAAGGCAUUCCAGACAAUCCUCUCGGAGAUCUACCGAAUUGUGAGUAAGAAGUCUCUCUAUUCGGAUGAGCCCUCGAGCAAAGGCGUCAAGGAAGGGAAGACGAUUGUAGUUGGCGGCAUAUCGGAGGCAGCCAUUAUGAAGAAACCUUGCUGUUCUUCCUCUUGAAUGACAUAUCUGAGUCGAACAUAUAAUUUCCCUUUUGAAUUUCAGUCUCUUUCUGCUAGGAGUUUCAAUGUUCGAGUUUUGAUUUGAUUCAACCAUAUGAAGGAAAAUUGAUUGGUAUUAUUUGCAGAAAAA